AUGACGCAAGUCGUUCCCAAUGGCUUCCUCUUCGUCUGCUACACGCUCGUCGGCGUCUGCACCGGCGCGGCAGCCACAACCGCCAUGUUCAUCCACAACCGGCCCCCCCCGCCGGGCAUCGAAAUCGACACCCCCCCACCCCCCGGCGCCGCACCACCCGGCUUCGGCGCGCGCCUACCCCCCCCCAAAGCCAUCGCAACCUCCCCCUUAGCCAGCAACCCCGGGCCCACCCCGUCCUCCCUCCCCCCGCCCAACCCCGCCAGCCCCGUCAACCCAGCCGGGCUCUUCGAAUACGGCUUCCCCGGCCCCGUAGCCGACCUCGCCGCCCGCCAAGCCCUGAUCUCCUCCUUCGACCGACGCACCCGCAACCCCCACUGGGUCGCCGAACACAUCACGCCCGCCUCGCUCGCCCAACGCGACGGCGACCGCAAGAACUCCACUUUCCUCGAAGACGCUUCCAUCCCGGAAAAGUUCCAGGCCAAGCUCAAGGACUAUUUCCGCUCUGGGUACGAUCGCGGCCACCAGGUGCCCGCCGCCGACUGCAAGUGGUCGCAGAAGGCGAUGGACGAGACGUUCUACCUGUCGAAUAUGUGUCCCCAGGUGGGCGACGGGUUCAACCGGGACUACUGGGCGCACUUUGAAGAUUUCUGUCGACGCCUGACCGUGCGGUACCCGAGUGUUCGCGUGGUCACAGGCCCGCUGUAUCUCCCCAAGAAGGACCCGGCGGAUAACAAGUGGUAUGUGAAAUACGAAGUCAUCGGGUCCCCGCCGAACGUGGCGGUACCGACGCAUUUCUACAAGGUGAUUUAUGCGGAGGAGCGGGAGGGGGAUCCCAAGGGGAAGGUGGCGUUGGGAGCGUUUGUGCUGCCGAAUGCGGUGAUUCCGAAUGAUAAGCCGUUGUCGGAUUUUGAGGUGCCGUUGGAUGCGGUGGAGAGGGCGAGCGGGUUGGAGUUUGCGAAUAAGUUGCCGGUGACGAGACGGAAGAGGCUGUGUGCGGAGAUGAGCUGUGCGAUGGUUAUUAAGGAUUAUGCGGAGAGGCAGAAGGCGUUUGCUAAGAAGUAG
Molecule: messenger RNA, 1062 nt
Organism: Dichotomopilus funicola
Lineage: Eukaryota; Fungi; Ascomycota; Sordariomycetes; Sordariales; Chaetomiaceae
Exons: 1
Coding region: 1-1062 (353 amino acids)
Biological process (GO): apoptotic DNA fragmentation
Cellular component (GO): nucleus; mitochondrial inner membrane
Molecular function (GO): RNA endonuclease activity; metal ion binding; single-stranded DNA endonuclease activity
Source: RefSeq, a predicted model, not a curated record